Diuraphis noxia (Russian wheat aphid) is the source of this 1794-nucleotide messenger RNA. RefSeq lists its product as uncharacterized. The record is from RefSeq and is a predicted model, not a curated record. Gene Ontology annotation, biological process: protein K48-linked deubiquitination; protein deubiquitination involved in ubiquitin-dependent protein catabolic process; protein K63-linked deubiquitination. Gene Ontology annotation, cellular component: nucleus; cytoplasm. NCBI's taxonomy places the organism in Eukaryota, Metazoa, Arthropoda, Insecta, Hemiptera, Aphididae. Gene Ontology annotation, molecular function: DNA binding; zinc ion binding; K63-linked polyubiquitin modification-dependent protein binding.
CGUUCGCGUCGGCAACCACCGCCGCCGCACUCUCACUCCGACCCGCCCUCUACGUCCGUUUACGUUUUCGUCGCAGGCACAACGCACAAGGCGGCAGGCAGGCAGAGGCGAGGCACUGAGGCAGUGCGACGCGCGACAAUUGCGAGACACAACACGCGACGUCCGCUCGCCGUACUCGUUUCCGCAGACACGAUCUCGUCCGCUCGAUGCCAGACUCGUCGUAGAUCCGGACAUACCAACGUGGAGGAAAGCAAUGCACUAUUGGUCAAGGUGGAGCGAAACAGCUCUAGCCAUUACGACCAACCUGACUCUGGGUUAUAUGGCCACAACAGUAGUAGUUUUGAGGAUAUUGAGAACGGCAACAUUACAGCAGUCCCUUUCAUGGAUGAGACAACUUCAUUAUCCCAAAAUGCCAUACUAAUACCAUUAACCGGARCAACUCCACCUCAAAAUCAUGACGAACCAUUCAGUACAAAUGCCUAUAAAACACUCAAAAGAGGCAUUUCACAUGCUACAGAUAAUGUGAACAUUGUUUCACAAGCAAGAUCAGAAUUGAUAUUUAUAGACAACACUGAAGAUGAACUACAAAUUGUUGAAACUCCGGUUUAUACAUUUAUUCUCCCUGAUUUGUCACAACUUGAAGAAAAAUUUAGAAUGUUCAUUGAAAAAGAUUUGAUAGCAGUAGCAAUGCAAAGUUCUCUCGAGCAAGCUUCAAGACUGAAUUGGUGGACUGGAUUUUGUCAAAGGCUUUGGCCACUUUCGACAUCUGGGGAUGGCAACUGUCUUUUGCACGCUGCUUCGUUGGGUAUUUGGGGAUUCCAUGAUCGAUUAUUAAAUUUGAGGCGUGCUUUGCACUCAUUCCUCAGUAAUGGUCCAGCUCGACAUUCAUUGUGGCGGCGUUGGCAACGACAACAAACUAUUAUGAAUUCAUUAUUUGGGCUUGUAUAUACUGAACAAGAAUGGCGCAGAGAAUGGAACGCAAUUGUUAACAUGGCUUCCACCGUUCCUCGUAUGCGGAAACAAAGUGCAUCAAGUGGAAAUGCAGACACUGAAGGAUACAUUUAUGAGAGCCUAGAAGAAAUUCAUGUUUAUGCUUUGGCACAUGUAUUAAAAAGACCUAUUAUUGUCAUAGCAGAUACUAUUCUUAAGGAUAUGAAUGGUGAAGCCUUGGCUCCUAUACAGUUUGGAGGUAUUUACUUGCCCCUAGAGUGUUACCCGUGUGAUUGUCAUCGUUCUCCUUUGUUAUUAGCAUAUGAUGGAGGACAUUUUUCAGCUUUGGUUGCUAUGGAAACACCAAAUUCAACUCUUUCAUGUGCUAUACCUUUAGUGGAUUCAAAUGGUGAACUCUUACCAAUACAGUUUCCUGUUGACCCCGGUGAAAAUGAUCAUCCUCCUGAUAAAAAUCAAGAACUGUCGUUUACAGAUUCAUUGUCGUUAUUGAACAGUUACUUAGACAUUGUAAAACUUGACCCUCAAGGUAACAACGACACUACUGGGAAAAAUGGUCUUUUUGGUAGUCUGGGACGUUCCGUAGGGAAUAAAUUAAAAUCAAAACUGUCUAGGACGAAUUCAGUAAAAAAUCUAUCGGCAAUAUCACCUCAAGCAAAGUAUACGUAUUGUGCCCUGAUUAACUCAGACAAAAAACACGAAUAUCACGAUGUGAUGAUUAAAAACUACUUAAGGACAGCAGCCGAGCGUUUUCAGCAUUCACCAUAUGUGAGUCAAAACUAUCUUAUUAAAGACUUAAUUUUAGGACACUAUUCAAAACAGUAUUAAAGGGAGGGGGAAACUUAG